Prunus avium (sweet cherry) is the source of this 724-nucleotide messenger RNA. The record is from RefSeq and is a predicted model, not a curated record. NCBI's taxonomy places the organism in Eukaryota, Viridiplantae, Streptophyta, Magnoliopsida, Rosales, Rosaceae.
CUACAAUACACAGCUAUGGACCACGACGUCACAUCUUUGGAGUGCCUGAAAUUGGAUUCCCAGUCGGAGGUGCUCGAUAAGGACGGCGGCGGAAAGGACCUUUUCUCGCCAGUUAUGGUCCCCUCCAACUACAAUACGCCAAUAAUCGAUAGCAAAGUUGAAGAACCAAAGACUACAAUAUUGGAUGAAGACCUUGAGACUUAUUUUUCUCUGCACUGGGGCCCUCCUAGUCCUAGAGGUAGCAAAGAUGAAGAACCAAAGACUGAAGAACUAAUGGAUGAAGAACCAAAGACUGAAGAACUAAUGGAUGAAGAACCAAAGACUGAAGAACUAACGGCUGAAGAUCCAACGACUGAAGAACUAAUGGCCGAAAUUGGUGAAUGUAAGUAUUGUUUAAAGGUAGGUAAACACUAUACACCACUAUGCCCUUACAGAUAUCAUCUCCCAAAGAAUGCAACUCUUGGCUGUGGUUGCGAGGUAAUUUGUAAGAUUUGCGGAUGCCUCUUUAGAGGCUCCUGUUGUGCCAGUUGUGGUCAAAGCGAAGGACAAGCAAUUCUCAAGGAUUGUUCAAUAUGUGGGAAGCAAGGUGAACAUUGGCCUUCUACUUGCCCGAGCCACGAGGGGAGACACAUUCCUUCUCCUUUUACUUGCGAUGAUUAUACUGGUUAUUUUUUUGUCAACAUUUGUCCUACAAAAUAGUAGAGAAUGGAGAGUUAAUGUUACC